This is a messenger RNA of Alternaria atra, 648 nucleotides long. RefSeq lists its product as uncharacterized. The transcript is spliced from 5 exons. The coding region runs from base 1 to 648 and encodes 215 amino acids. Gene Ontology annotation, molecular function: SNAP receptor activity. The record is from RefSeq and is a predicted model, not a curated record. Gene Ontology annotation, biological process: retrograde vesicle-mediated transport, Golgi to endoplasmic reticulum; endoplasmic reticulum to Golgi vesicle-mediated transport; vesicle fusion with Golgi apparatus. Gene Ontology annotation, cellular component: endoplasmic reticulum-Golgi intermediate compartment; endoplasmic reticulum membrane; Golgi membrane. Lineage: Eukaryota; Fungi; Ascomycota; Dothideomycetes; Pleosporales; Pleosporaceae.
AUGAUCAAGCACACGAUGAUAUCCCGGCUUGACGGCCUACUGUUGACAGCCUCAGUCGAUGACGAGCAGACAGACGCCGAGUUCAACGAGGUCAAGGCCAAGGUCAAGCUUGUGCAGCGCCGCCUAAACCGUAAUGCGGAACAACAAGCAAGCAUAGAGAGCGGAAACUACACAUACCACUACAUAAUCGAAGGCGACCUCUGCUUUCUCUGCAUAUGCGAGCGUUCCUACCCGCGCAAACUCGCCUUCACGUACCUCUCCGACCUCCACCGCGAAUUCACCACCACAUAUCAACCGCAACAAUACCUCUCACCGACAUGCCGACCGUACGCCUUUGUCGAGUUCGAUACCUUCAUUCAGCGCACAAAGAAGACAUACCAAGAUUCAAGGGCAACACAGAACCUGGACAAGCUGAACGAUGAGCUCAAGGACGUCACAAAGGUCAUGACCAAGAACAUUGAGGAUCUGCUUUACCGUGGGGACAGUCUGGAGAGGAUGGGCGACAUCUCGAGUCGGUUACGCGAGGAUAGUAGGAAGUACAGGAAGACUGCUGAGCGCAUCAACUGGGAGUUGUUGCUGAAACAGUAUGGACCUAUCGGCGGCUUGGCCUUCAUAAUCAUUGUCUUCAUCUGGUGGAGAUUCUUCUAG